AUGGCAGAAUUUCAAAAAAUUCCGCAUAUUGUGGGCCAUAGUGAUGAUGACGCAUCUAUCCAUCUCUAUAGCACUAUAGGUCCUGCUCGGCCACUGAAGACCAGAAGUUACGAUAAGCGUAUCUUGAGUGUCCUACAUUCGAAAAGUGUAUCUGGCAGCACAAAGGAAGCCAACCGAUUAAAUAGUGCAUUCAAAGAGUUUACGAUUCAAGAACUCACCGUUUCGAAUAACGCUGAUAAAUGGACCAAUGUUACGGGGGCUAACGUUAUGCAUGAUGACAAAAUGUUUCCCAUCAGCGACAGAACGCAAGCUUCAACAGGAAAAUGGUGCUCUAUCUCAACUACACAACUUAUUGGUGUACUCAUUGGUAUCAUUGUCGCAAUUCUUUAUUUUUGUGUACCAGGGUUCAUUCAUCUGCUUGACCAAACCACGGCACGUCAAUUAGAACAAAUCGAGAAGUUAUCACUUGGAUUGGAGAGACUCUCUCGUGAUUCAAUCCUGGGCAUCGGUUCAAAUGCAAACUAUUUCUCCAACCUAGAUGAGUUAUGGACGAAGGUAGACUCGCUUGAACGUAAUGUACUAACUCGAGAAGAACUGUUCGUUUCCCUAUCACACGAGAUUAGUGCCCUAGAUGAAAAGUUUAAAACCAUUCAAUCGCUAACUCAUGACGCAGAAGGCUUUGACUCUAAGCUAAGUGCUAUAUCUGACAAACUAACGCGUGUUUCAUUGAUCGAUGCCGAACUUCGGAACCUCAAAGAUAACGUCUUUAAGUCCACUAUCCAUCAGCUCUCCCAUCACGUUCCGGUUUUCAUCAAAGACCAUAAAAUCCAAUACGUUCCAGAAUUUGAAAAUUUCAUUCGUAACAUUACCACUGAAGAAAUCCUGAGGUUUUGGAGUCUACCGAAGUCGGUUGACGGUCACUCUAGAGAUGAAGCUCUGGCUCAUUUUGAAACGGAGAAACAUCCCAAUUUUGAUCUAAUUCGUCAAUUUUUGAAGAAAGAAGUAUAUGCUCAGAUUUUAACAGAGUUAGCAAGGGCCCAGGAUAUGAAUUCUAGUUCAAGCUUAUACGGAUUUCUUGCGUCUGAUGCUAGCAAUCUGAUGCUCACUCUGAGGUGUCUCAAUGGGACGAAAGAGAAAAAUGAUUUAGCGCUGUCAACCGAACAGGUUUCAUUAAAUUACGCUGACUAUGAUAUUGGAGCAAGGGUAUUGGGUUACCUUACCUCAGACAACCGUCCAAAAAGGCGAACAAGUCUACUGAAAGUUUUUUUAGGGUGGUACGACUACUUAACUUCAAAUGGGCUCAAGGAUCCUUCCCACUUGAAGUACAACGCAAACUCCGUCUUGUCAGACAAGGGUCCAUUCUGGCAGUGUGGAUCAAGUUCAUGCACCAUCGGGAUACGUCUCAGUGCCCCCAUAAUCUUGACGGGUUUAUCGAUAGAUACUCCAUUUGAGCAAAUACCAGCGACAGUUAAAACUCCUGAGCUGAUUUCCGUGUAUGUGAAGCCAAAGGUUCCAUUUCAUUCGAGAGCUCUUCGGGAGUUGCAGAAAGUCACCAGACCGGGGUUUUCGAGUAAAACUGCCAACCCAUACUUGCGCAAGUUUUUUAAAAUCGAGGAGAUCGAUGUGAGCAUAAAUCAUGAAAUGAGCUUCAUAAAACUCCCUAAGAAUUUCACACAGCUUUGCGUUCCCGUGAGAGAUAUUUAUAUCGAAUUUAUGGCCAACGAGGGACCAACUGGUGUCUUCGGUAUAAAAGCCUAUGGACAUACACCCCGUCCAGUACAAUCGCCCAAUCCCGCCAACUCGAAUGAUAGCAGACAAACUGACGCAAUGAAGGGAAAGAUGGAGUCAACUCACAGUGUCCCCCACGCUGUCGUUUUAGGCGACGACUUGCUUACAUAA
This is a messenger RNA of Candidozyma haemuli, 1899 nucleotides long. RefSeq lists its product as uncharacterized. Lineage: Eukaryota; Fungi; Ascomycota; Pichiomycetes; Serinales; Metschnikowiaceae. Bases 1 to 1899 code for a protein of 632 amino acids. The record is from RefSeq and is a predicted model, not a curated record. The transcript has a single exon.